This is a messenger RNA of Drosophila mauritiana, 1272 nucleotides long. RefSeq lists its product as uncharacterized. Lineage: Eukaryota; Metazoa; Arthropoda; Insecta; Diptera; Drosophilidae. The record is from RefSeq and is a predicted model, not a curated record. The transcript has 2 exons. Bases 710 to 1153 code for a protein of 147 amino acids.
UUUUAAUUUUGCAUUUGUUUUUUUUUACCUUAUUUGAAAACCCUGGUUUUUCUAGUCCCUAAAUCAAUAGGUGAUAUGCUGGUUCGGGUAAAUCAAAGAAAAUUCUGAGAAGAGUGGCGAAAAUCCCCUAUUCUAUCUUCCGCAGAGAAUCCCAAGAAAUCGACUCGAAAAGAGUGUUGAGUAUGGCCACGUCGAAUGCAAAUACAAGAAGCUCAACCAUGAUGAUAUUAUCGGGUCCGUGUUGGAGUACAUACGGUUAUGAGAACGGGUCCCCGUGUCUUUAGAUACCGCUAUUCAACGCGCUCCCUAGGCAACCGCUCUAUUUCGCAUCGGGCGGGAAUUGAAAUCAGUGCUGGGCAAGCGAAGCACUCAAUUACACAGAUUGCAAAUGGCAUGGAGGCCCAGAUAAGAUUUUCCCCUGGUACCCCUUCGCGAAGAACAGGGUGAUGUACUACCAGCCGGGGAAAUCUAUGGGCCCUCGUACCGAAGGAGGGGCUAGAACACCCUGUUGCCAGUUUAUCAACUCAAUGAAAAGACAAGCGGGCAGAGCACUUAAGAAGUGCUACCCGAAACUUGUAUAAAAUCAGUUAACUGCCGGCACUGGAACAAGCCACUUGGUUAGCUCAACUUUUUGUUUACGCGCCCUUCGGAGAUACGUUUAUAUAAUAUAUACACAAUAUAAAUAUAACCCCGUUUAACGAGAGAAAAGAUGUCGAUGCACCAGCUGCUUCUGUACUCACUUUGCCUUUGGGCCGUGGUCGUGUUUUGUGCCCCAACUCCCAGUGAAUCCCGUCGCGUGAUCUUCCUGAAGCCGAAUGGCAUUCAUCGCGGCCAGAUCCUGGCCACCCAUGGCAUGGAGAAGUCCUGCCCCAAAUGCCACAUGCUGGACCAUCGUGGCAAUUGCCGGCGCAUCAUAGCUUACAAUGCAGUCCAGCGUCUGUUCAUCCUGACCUUUGUCGUUCUGGCCAUGAUCUUAGCCCAAAGCCCCCGGAUAACGGAAGCCCGCCGCCUGAUCUUCUACAAUCCGCAUACCAAGCCACUCACCAGUCAGCUCCUCGUGUCCCGCAGGCUCACGAAACCCUGUCCCGCCGGAAAAAUGAGGGAUCACCGGGAUCGGUGUCGUCGCGCCGUCAUCUUUGGACGCAGCACCUGAACACCAAGCUGAAAAAUCUCCCUUUUUUAGUAGUAGACAUUUUUUUUUGACCUAGUCGUAAGCUAACUUAUUUUAGUCGUAGUUACGUCACAAUGUGACCGUCGAAGUAUUUAUUACAA